AUGUCCAUUCUCUACUCGUGUACGCACCUCGACCCCCCCUCGCAACCUCUACCCCCAUCAUACCCAUCAUCGCACCCUUCUUUCUCGCCCUUGGAAAAGCUCUAUUUCUGCGAAGAAUGCGACGCUAUCCGCUGCGACCUCUGCGUCGGUGUCGAGGUGGCUAGUUUCUUUUGUCCGAAUUGCUUGUUUGAUGUCCCGGGGGCGAACGUCAGGGGCGACAAGAACAGGCAAGUAUGCGCGAGGUCGUGCUUCUCAUGCCCGCAAUGUACUUCAAGUCUGGCUAUCCAAGCUUCUGACCUUGCGCCUGGACAAGAGGUGGCAGAAGGCGCGAACGCUGCGGCAGGUGCACCUUAUUUGCUGGUAUGUCCUGGCUGCAAAUGGAGUAGCAAAGAGGUCGGCUGGGAGUUUGAGAAGCCUACUGGUAUCGCCCUGCAACUUCAAAAGAUCCAUACACAAACAGAAAAAGUUCAAUCAGAAUUUGACUCUAUCAAAGACCAUCUCGAAUCAUACAUCACCACCUCCAACCCGCCUACACCCCAGCGCACCCGCGUACCCUCGCGCCACAUCUCUCACCUCACGCAGAUGGCUGCUAAAGCGCUGCAUCGGCCAGUUCCGGGGAUGGCUGGUAAGAAGCGCGCUGGCCCCGGUCUGGGAGGGGAAGAGAAGGGGAAAGAGAAGGUGGGGUGGGAUGAGUUGGGCGAGUAUAAAGCGAAGGGUAGUUGGAGGGAUUUGGGUCUGGAAAAGGGGCUCGAGGCGGGAGAGUUUAUGGCUGGGCUGGAACAUGGUGGGUGGGAAGGAGUGGCCGAGCUGGAGAAGCGAUGGGACAAGAGUUGGGAGAGUGACCGUAUGGCCAAAGCUACUCUCCCUCAGCGAAUCCCUCUCAAGACCAAACUCACCAAGCGAUGUCCCGACCCCAACUGCCGCCAUCUCCUCAUCCAGCCUGACACUAAAGGCAUCCGGAUGAAGAUCAAGAUGGUCGCUGCCAACUACCUCCCCGUCAUUGAAAUUGGUCGGCGCCGCCGCCGGGUGCAGAGCGGGGACCUGGAAGAGCCUAGUGGGUCGACACUGUCGGCUUCGGGCGAAGAUGCCGAGAGGAGGCGAAAAGAGAGGAGACGUCGGACUAUCCUGCCAAAUGGGAUGAAGGAAGAAGAGGAACCUCUCUCUUCCCCUCUCCGUCCCUCUCAGACGUAUACUUUCCAACUGGCCCUCACAAACCCGCUCUACGACCCCAUCCAAAUCCGGCUCACCCAGCCUGCAUUCCCCCGCCACGCGCCCACGCCGAAUCAUCAGAUGAGCGUGCUGACCCCGCACUUUACGAUCAAUGCGCUGAAGGAUGCGUGGGCGUAUGAUGAAGAUGAGGUGGAUGAGGAGGCGGAUGGGAGUGAGGAUGCUAUGAGUUUUACGACGGGGACUGGGACUGGAACUGGGACGGGUACGCAUAGUACCCUGGGGAAGAAAAGGAUGAGCGUACUCGGGGCAAGUAUGAGGGACAAGAGGCAUAAUAAGGAGCUGGGCGUGGAGAAGAAGGGCAACAUCUCGAAGGUUACUGUUGAGGUGGAGACGUUGGCAGAGGCAGAUGGCCCGGUAGAGUUUGAUCUUGAAGUGAGGUAUACAUAUCGAGCGGAGGGAGAGGGUACUCCCAUAGAGAAUGAAGGCGGCAGGAGGGAGGAGAGGAUCAAGGAGGAGUACAAGACGUUCACCUUUUGGGUGAGGGUCCAUGUUGGAGAUGUCGAAGUGUAG
Molecule: messenger RNA, 1740 nt
Organism: Cryptococcus wingfieldii CBS 7118
Lineage: Eukaryota; Fungi; Basidiomycota; Tremellomycetes; Tremellales; Cryptococcaceae
Product: dynactin 4
Exons: 4
Coding region: 1-1740 (579 amino acids)
Cellular component (GO): dynactin complex
Source: RefSeq, a predicted model, not a curated record